Messenger RNA from Fusarium oxysporum Fo47, 420 nucleotides. RefSeq names its product fungal specific transcription factor domain-containing protein. The transcript has a single exon. The record is from RefSeq and is a predicted model, not a curated record. The coding region runs from base 1 to 420 and encodes 139 amino acids. NCBI's taxonomy places the organism in Eukaryota, Fungi, Ascomycota, Sordariomycetes, Hypocreales, Nectriaceae.
AUGGCAAGCAGUGAGCUGGGCUUGCUGCCAUCGUUCCAGCCCAGUCAAAUAAAGUUGGACUACCCAAGUGAUCAGCAACUUGAGCCAGGAGAUGCCGACCAGUUCUUCGAAGCAGAUUUCCUCCGUGCACGUAUCCAACUAACUCUCAUGAAGGCCGAAGCGGACAUCUUUAUCGAUAUUUGGCGGUCUAUCAGGGAUGACAUCCCCGACGGCGAGCGACGGGUACGGCCAAUCCUAUUGAGGUUGGAGAACUGGUUGUACGAAUUGCCUCCAUUAUUGAAGUUCGAUUGCGAAGCUGGUAUGCCAGAGGCCAUAGCACAGGCGCCGAACAUGCGCUCGCUAGCUUCUUUGUACCUACGGUGGCAGCAGAUAGGUAGCGUUGCCGAGGUGUUCACACCUAUGAUAUACAACAUUUAUUAA